AUGUUCAAUUUCAACAAUAGUUACUACAACCAAGUUGGUCUUCUCAAACACGACUGGCUUCCACAUUCUCCUGUUUUAUUGGAGGCUCUUCGUCGGCUCCCGCGUGAAGAAACUGAAGCCAGAGACUUCCGGAUUGCACGUGCCACACUUCUGAGUGCAUCAAAGACUAUUUUGCCCAAAGAACAGUGGACGACUUUAGAAAAUGACGUUCCUUAUCUACAGCCGUAUAUCGAUAUUGUCGAUAAGGAAUUAACUGAUCGUAGUGACUGGGAUAACUUUGUUAACCCUCAAGUGUACAGAGAGGAACAUUGA
Messenger RNA from Trichobilharzia regenti, 312 nucleotides. The record is from the annotation of a GenBank genome assembly. NCBI's taxonomy places the organism in Eukaryota, Metazoa, Platyhelminthes, Trematoda, Strigeidida, Schistosomatidae.